GACCCUCUUUCGUUUCCAACACAACAAAGUUUCUAUAAUCAUAUCUCAAACCCUAAUCGCCCCUCUUCUCUCUCUGUCUCCGCUCUCGCACGAAACCCUAACCCUAGGUCACGACCAUGGCCGCGAAGCUCAAGGAAUACGAUGGCGCUAGCCCAGCGAAGAUUUUCAUCGGGGGCCUUGCGAAGGAGACCACCAUGGAGACAUUUGAGGAACAUUUUGGAAAGUAUGGGAAGAUCAUAGAUGCUGUGAUAAUGAAAGAUCGAUACACUGGAAAACCGAGAGGUUUCGGUUUUAUCACCUAUGAUGAUCCUUCAGUUGUUGACAAAGUCAUUGAAGACACCCACGUCAUCAAUGGGAAACAAGUUGAAAUUAAAAGGACUAUACCGAAAGGUGCUGCUCCGCUAAAAGAUUUCAAGACAAAGAAGGUAUUUGUUGGUGGGAUUCCGACUACUCUGACAGAAGAUGAAUUCAAGAAUUUCUUCUCCAAGUUUGGAAAGGUGGUGGAUCAUGAGAUUAUACGUGACCAUGCAACCAGCCGCUCUCGGGGCUUUGGUUUUAUUGUCUUUGACUCCGAAAAAACUGUAGAUGAGUUGUUAGCCAAAAAGGGAAAUAUGAUUGAUCUAGCUGGUACACAGGUGGAGAUCAAGAAGGCCGAACCAAAGAAACCCUCUAACCCACCUCCUCAUGCUUAUGAUAGUGAACCUAGGGGUGGCCGCCCUUUUGGCGAGAGUUUUGAUGGUUUCGGCGGCUCCUAUAGUGGUUAUGGAAGUGGCGGCUUCGGGCCGUCAUCUUAUAGGUCACCAGGAGGUUUGGGUCCUAGGCCUGGCAGUUUUGGUGGUUAUGGAGGACUUGCUAGUGAAUACGGCAGCAGUUAUGGUGGUUAUGGUGGUGGCUUAGGUGGUUAUCGUGGGGAAUCCUCACUUGGUUAUUCUAGCCGCCUGGGUUCGUAUGGUGGAGGGUUUGGUGGGGGGUAUGGUGGCAGCUUAGGUGCAGGCUUAGGUGGAUACGGGCGCGAGGCAGGGGGUUAUGGUGGUGGUUCUAGCUAUGGAGGUAGUUAUGAUUCUGCUUCAGGUGGCAGCGGUUAUGGCUCAGGUGGUGCACUGUACGGUGGUGCUAGGGGAGGAGGCUAUGGUGGUGGUAGUGGCGCUGGUCGCUACCACCCAUACUCAAGAUAGGAAAACUACCUUCCGACUCCUACCAACUUCUAGAUAGAAGAAAAUCAGGUGCUUAGAUUGGAUUCAAGGUUACUGGCACUGGGCGAAUAGAUGUAUCUCUAUGCAGGUUAGACUUGUGCCUUUUCAGGAAGCGUGAGCUAAGGCUGGUUCGUUUUCUUUAGUUUGCUGUAUUUGUAAACUCUCAAUUGACUUUGGUAGUUAUGUAGAACAUUUUAAGUGAUGCUAUUUGUAGUUUUAUUUCCAGGAUUUAAACAACCAACAAAAUUAAGCUUGAUUUGUAGACACUUUUAGUUUGUGCUUCGGUUUGUUGACAUAAUAGUAUUGCUUUCCUAGAAAGCUUCUAUUUUUCUUUUCCA
This is a messenger RNA of Ananas comosus (pineapple), 1531 nucleotides long. RefSeq names its product heterogeneous nuclear ribonucleoprotein 1. Lineage: Eukaryota; Viridiplantae; Streptophyta; Magnoliopsida; Poales; Bromeliaceae. Gene Ontology annotation, cellular component: nucleoplasm. The coding region runs from base 117 to 1175 and encodes 352 amino acids. The transcript is spliced from 6 exons. The record is from RefSeq and is a predicted model, not a curated record. Gene Ontology annotation, biological process: regulation of gene expression. Gene Ontology annotation, molecular function: RNA binding.